AUACGUCAAUUUUGAAGUGGUGAUAUCAUCAUGCCGGCAGCUGAGGGUCAUCAAGAAUACAUCCAAAAGAAAAUCAAUCCUAUUCUCGAGAAUCUCGUCACCCAGUUGCUGUUGGAGCGUCCUGAAGACCCUGUGCCCUUCAUGAUACAAUGGUUAUCUGAUUAUUCCCAUACUCCUGCUCCUGCUGGUAUACAGGGUGCUGCAGAGUCGUCCUCAGCAGAAGUCACUAGAUUGCAGUCUGAAGUCGAUUCCCUUCGAGCGUAUGUGAAGCAGCUCGAGAGCAAGCAAGCUGAAUUGGAGGCGGCUGCAUCUAAGUCGUUGCCAUGCGCCCCUUCUACUACUACUAAGGGUGAGGAGGACUCGGCAGAUGAGGAUAGCUCCGACGAAGACGAUGAAGAGGAUGUUGUCGAUGAGCUACCACCAGUGCCUGCUAACUACCAUCGUAGAGGCCCUAGAGCGAGUGUGAGUGCUGAGGCAUACGGUGACUGGAACAAGAAGCGAACUGAUUUCGUGGCACCAGUCCAUCCGAAGAGUGAGGAGCAGGCGGCUCGUAUAAGGUCCGUUCUCAGCCAGAGUUUCCUGUUCAUGUCUGUUGAUGAGAAGAGUUUAGAUGUAGUCAUUGGUGCUAUGGUAGAGAAGGUCAUCGAACCCAACCAACGUGUAAUUAACCAGGGUGAUGAUGGGGACGUCCUUUAUGUGGUGGAGUCGGGUGAGUUGGACUGUUAUAAGAAGCUUCCUGGGGAAGAGGAGGAGAAGUUAGUUAAGACCUGUACCGAAGGUGACACCUUUGGAGAGCUCGCCUUGCUCUACAAUACCCCGCGGGCAGCGAGUGUUCAGGCUAGAGGACGAUGCGUGGUGUGGCAGCUCGACAGGGAGACCUUCAAUCACAUUGUCAAGGAGGCUGCCGCAAGUAAAAGAGAGAAGUAUGAGACCUUCCUCAAGAGUGUCCCUCUGCUGGAGAGUAUGGACAGUUACGAGAGGUCCAAGGUUGCUGAUGCUCUUCGAACUGAGUGUUUCAAGGCAGGGGAGUGUAUUGUCCGACAGGGCGAUGUGGGAGAUAAGUUUUAUAUGCUGGAAGAAGGGGAAUGUACUGUAUAUAAGGAGCCUAAGGAGGUUAUGCACAUUAGAGCUGGGGACUACUUUGGCGAGUUGGCAUUACUCAGCAAUGACCCUCGAGCUGCUACAGUGAAGGCUAAGACGGACUGCCAAGUUCUCUCUCUGGAUCGCAGGAGUUUCAAGAGGCUACUUGGUCCACUUGAAGACAUUCUUAAGCGUAACACGGCUCGUUACGAGUAG
Perkinsus marinus ATCC 50983 is the source of this 1296-nucleotide messenger RNA. RefSeq names its product cAMP-dependent protein kinase regulatory subunit, putative. Gene Ontology annotation, cellular component: cAMP-dependent protein kinase complex. The record is from RefSeq and is a predicted model, not a curated record. Gene Ontology annotation, biological process: regulation of protein phosphorylation. The coding region runs from base 31 to 1296 and encodes 421 amino acids. The transcript is spliced from 12 exons. Gene Ontology annotation, molecular function: cAMP-dependent protein kinase regulator activity. NCBI's taxonomy places the organism in Eukaryota, Perkinsozoa, Perkinsida, Perkinsidae.